Microplitis mediator is the source of this 4238-nucleotide messenger RNA. It is a transcript of the gene sxc, whose product is annotated as UDP-N-acetylglucosamine--peptide N-acetylglucosaminyltransferase 110 kDa subunit. NCBI's taxonomy places the organism in Eukaryota, Metazoa, Arthropoda, Insecta, Hymenoptera, Braconidae. Bases 390 to 3557 code for a protein of 1055 amino acids. Gene Ontology annotation, biological process: protein O-linked glycosylation. Gene Ontology annotation, molecular function: protein binding; protein N-acetylglucosaminyltransferase activity. The record is from RefSeq and is a predicted model, not a curated record. The transcript is spliced from 9 exons.
AGAGAAAGAGCGAACAGCCAGGUCACGGAUUGCAAAUCAAUUAAAAAUGGCGUCUUUUAAUAUCUCGUAGAUUUAUCGCGAAUGAUAUCGCAUUUUUUAAACGGUUUAUUAACGUAGAGGCUCUUAAACGUUACAAUUUAAAUCCAUUGUUUCGGUUACACUGCAACAAAACGUAAAUAAGAUUAUCUGGUAGAUUCGGGAAUUGUUUUUUUUUUUUCAACCAGUGACUUGUGACUUGAGUACAAAAGACCACAAAGACAAAGAAAAAUAAUAAGAGUAAGGGUAAUUAACAAUAUAACUUGUAAUCGAAUGAUUUGAAAUUACUGUCACAAUUAUUAUUUCGAGAAUAAUCACUGGGUGAUUUAAUAAUAUAAAUAAUUGGAGACAAAAUGCAAGCAUCUCAGGCCCAACAGGGACAUCAGCAAAUUGCAGGCGCUAGUGUUAUAUUAAAAAUGAACGAAAUACAACAACUGUCAACAGUCGGGCUUUUGGAGUUGGCGCAUCGUGAAUAUCAAUCUGGAGAUUAUGAAAAUGCUGAGAGACACUGCAUGCAGUUAUGGCGACAAGAAACAAAUAAUACUGGUGUUUUAUUAUUAUUAUCUUCAAUUCAUUUCCAGUGUCGACGACUUGAAAAAUCAGCACACUACAGCAGUCUUGCUAUAAAACAAAAUCCAUUAUUAGCAGAAGCUUACAGUAAUUUAGGAAACGUCUACAAGGAACGAGGACAACUUCAAGAAGCUCUGGAAAACUACAGACAUGCGGUACGACUAAAGCCGGACUUUAUUGAUGGGUAUAUAAACUUGGCGGCCGCGUUGGUGGCUGCUGGAGACAUGGAACAAGCCGUUCAAGCUUACGUCACUGCUUUGCAAUACAAUCCAGAUCUCUAUUGCGUCCGCAGUGAUCUCGGUAAUCUUUUGAAAGCAUUAGCAAGACUUGAUGAAGCUAAGGCUUGUUACCUGAAGGCCAUUGAGACGCGGCCGGAUUUUGCCGUCGCCUGGAGUAAUCUAGGUUGUGUUUUCAAUGCACAAGGUGAAAUAUGGCUCGCUAUUCAUCACUUUGAGAAAGCAGUUGCUCUAGAUCCUAAUUUCCUCGACGCUUACAUUAAUCUCGGAAAUGUCCUCAAGGAAGCGAGAAUUUUUGAUCGAGCUGUUGCUGCAUAUUUAAGAGCAUUAAAUUUAAGUCCUAACAAUGCUGUCGUCCACGGAAAUCUUGCUUGUGUUUAUUAUGAGCAGGGGCUCAUUGAUCUGGCAAUUGAUACUUACCGUCGUGCAAUUGAGCUUCAGCCAAAUUUCCCUGAUGCCUACUGUAAUCUUGCAAAUGCACUCAAGGAGAAAGGUCAAGUGGUUGAAGCCGAGGAAUGCUACAACACAGCCCUCCGUCUGUGUCCCACCCACGCAGACUCUCUUAAUAAUCUGGCCAACAUAAAACGUGAGCAAGGUUACAUCGAGGAGGCGACUCGUCUCUAUCUGAAAGCCCUUGAGGUCUUCCCGGAGUUUGCUGCCGCGCACAGCAACCUGGCCUCCGUCCUCCAGCAGCAGGGAAAGCUCAAUGAAGCGCUCAUGCACUACAAAGAGGCGAUCCGCAUCCAGCCGACCUUCGCGGAUGCCUACUCCAACAUGGGCAACACCCUCAAGGAGAUGCAAGACAUCCAGGGUGCUCUCCAAUGCUACACUCGCGCUAUUCAGAUAAAUCCCGCGUUCGCAGACGCACACUCAAAUCUCGCCUCGAUCCACAAGGACUCGGGCAACAUUCCUGAAGCCAUUCAGUCAUACCGCACAGCUCUUAAGCUCAAACCAGAUUUCCCAGACGCGUACUGCAAUCUCGCUCACUGCUUGCAGAUUGCCUGCGACUGGACUGACUACGAAGCGCGCAUGAAGAAGCUCGUCUCCAUAGUCGCCGAGCAAUUGGACAAAAACCGGCUGCCCAGUGUCCAUCCUCAUCACUCAAUGCUCUAUCCUCUUUCCCACGAGUUCCGCAAGGCGAUCGCUGCCCGUCACGCCAACCUCUGCAUCGAAAAGAUCCACGUUCUCCACAAGCCGCCUUACAAGUAUCCCCGUGAAGCCGGGGUAAGGUUGAAAAUUGGUUACGUGUCUUCAGACUUUGGUAAUCACCCGACAAGUCAUCUCAUGCAAUCUAUUCCCGGGCUACAUGAUAAAUCUAACGUUGAAAUAUUCUGCUACGCGUUGAGCACGGAUGACGGCACUAAUUUCCGUUCUAAAAUCGCUCGUGAAGCUGAACACUUUAUUGAUCUAUCUCAGGUACCCUGUAAUGGAAAAGCUGCUGAUCGCAUUAAUAACGACGGUAUCCAUAUCUUGGUAAAUAUGAACGGUUACACAAAAGGAGCUAGAAAUGAAAUAUUUGCUCUACGUCCGGCUCCUAUCCAAGUUAUGUGGUUGGGAUACCCAGGUACUUCGGGAGCCAGUUUCAUGGAUUACUUGAUCACCGACGAGGUCACUUCACCCGUUGAAUUAGCGAGCCAGUACAGUGAGAAACUUGCUUACAUGCCCCACACUUACUUCAUUGGAGAUCACAAACAAAUGUUCCCGCACUUGAAGGAACGGCUGAUACUCACCGAUAAAUUAAACAUGAAAGGUAAACUAGCGGACAAUGUUGCUGUUAUAAAUGCCACUGACUUGUCGCCGAUGAUUGAAAAUACGAUGGUAAAAGAGAUUCGCGAGAUAGUGGUAGCUGAUUCAAAGAACAAGCCGGUUGAGAUAUCAAUGAAGAUCGCCGAGUUGCCGACAACAACGCCCAUUGAAACAAUGAUUGCUUCAGGGCAGUGCCAGAUGUCGGUCAAUGGCGUGGUUGUGCAAAACGGAAUGGCGCCAACCCCAGUCAAUACUAAAACAGCAACAGGUGAAGAAGUACCUCAGAGUAUUGUCAUUACUACGAGACAACAGUACGGAUUGCCAGAGGAUGCCGUUGUUUAUUGCAACUUUAAUCAGCUUUACAAAAUAGAUCCUCUUACGCUGCACAUGUGGGCGUACAUAUUGAAACACGUUCCUAAUUCCGUACUAUGGCUGCUGAGAUUCCCCGCAGUCGGUGAACCCAAUUUGCAAGCCACUGCUCAGCAAUUAGGAUUAGCCCCGGGCAGGAUUCUCUUCAGCAAUGUCGCGGCUAAAGAGGAACACGUCAGACGUGGACAAUUAGCAGACGUAUGUCUUGAUACUCCACUUUGCAAUGGGCACACCACUAGCAUGGAUGUUCUCUGGACCGGUACUCCAGUUGUUACGUUACCUGGUGAGACCUUGGCCUCCAGAGUUGCCGCCAGUCAGCUUAAUACCCUGGGAUGUCCGGAGUUGGUGGCCAGGACCAGACAAGAGUACCAAGAUAUCGCCGUACGAUUGGGUACCGACAGAGAAUUUUUGAAGACAAUAAGAGUAAAAGUAUGGAAAGCAAGAUCAGAAAGUCCAUUGUUUGAUUGCAAAAUGUAUGCACUAGGAAUGGAAAUGCUUUACAAACGCAUGUGGGAACGUUACAGCCGCGGAGAAAAACCAGAUCACAUUGCGGCUGUUGACAAAACAAAUGACAAUUUAUUAAAAAUUACAGCGACAUAAUCUGUUUAAAUAUUUCGUAAAAACGAUCUCAUCUUUAAUUAAUUUCUCAUUUUUUUUUUUCUUUUAUUUUUAUUAAUAUUAUUUACGUCCAUUGAGACUCAAGCUUCACUUGUACGUCAGGAAAAUAAAUAAAUUUAAAUUAUUAGACAGGACAUUAAUUUUAAAAUGUGAAAGGAUUAUUGAUUUUGAUCGUAGAUUAAUUGCUAUUAUUAUAAUUAUAAUUAUUAUUAUUAUUAUUAUUAUUAUGUAUAAAAUGAAGCAAGGAGAUAAGGAUAAGACGAUAAUGACACAAACAACUCAGUCAAUUAAAAUGUAAAUUUUAUAUCAGAAACAAAAUUUAUGUUUAAACUUUUUUUUUUUUUACACAAGAGAAAAUAUUAAAGUUAAUUUUGUUUUUUUAUAAUUAAAACUUUAUUUAUAAAAAUGAGUUGUAAGAAAACAAGAUUGUAAAUAAUUACAAGAUUACUUAAAUACAUUAAUUUUAUUUUAUUAUUACCAUUAAAGCUUUUUUGGGCAUUUGGUUAUAAAAAUUAAUAAGGCCCAAAAAAAUAUUUAAAAAAAAAAAAAAACAUGUGUGACAAGGAUAUUUAAGGGAGUUUAUUAUUAAUUACUAUUUAAAUAGAAAUAGAAUAAUUAAAUGUUAUGUAUAAUUUAGGUAAUAAAUAUAAGAAUAUAUAUAAA